This is a messenger RNA of Erythranthe guttata (spotted monkey flower), 3110 nucleotides long. RefSeq names its product ARM repeat superfamily protein. The record is from RefSeq and is a predicted model, not a curated record. Gene Ontology annotation, cellular component: microtubule. Gene Ontology annotation, molecular function: microtubule binding. NCBI's taxonomy places the organism in Eukaryota, Viridiplantae, Streptophyta, Magnoliopsida, Lamiales, Phrymaceae.
AUUUUGAAACAAAUAAUUAAAUAACUCCAAAAUAGUAAAUAAAUACCUUUUCUGAAGCGGAGUUGAAAAGGACCCACCUACAAUUUCGAAAACCUAAGCUGAAGCGCCAAAACUCAAAACCCCCCUCAAGUAACAACGCUUUUGUCCUCUUUCUCUCUCUAACACUCUCACACUAUCACUCUCACUCUAACUUUCUCUCACACACACUGGCCCCGUUCUUUGUGCGUGCGUACGGACGGUGCUUGUAGCGUUGCUGCAUCACAGUAUUACUCUUCCGUGAAGGUGGAAAAAUGGUUGGCUUCUUAUGACAGCCGUCGCGAAUGGGAGCUUAGAAAUUGAUGCUGGGGUAAAUUUUGACUGAAGGGAGUUCAGUUUCACUGUCUAAAUAAGAUGAAGACACAUGUAAAUACGGUGAAAGGAAAAGCAAUGUCGAAAAUGAGUAAUAAGCAAGCUGUUUUUGAGCUGAAGCAGCAUGUGGUUCUUGCACUGAGCAAGCUUGCAGAUAGGGACACUUGUCAACUCGGGGUAGAAGAGCUCGAGAAAACAAUCGAAUGCUUGACGCCGGAUGGAAUUGCCCCGUUUCUGUCUUGCAUAUUAGACACGGAUACUGAGAAGAAAAGUGCAGUUCGCAAAGAGUGUGUUCGCCUAAUGGGUACACUUGCAACUUUCCAUGAAAGUCUUGUUGGACCACAUCUUGGGAAGAUGGUGGCUAGCAUUGUCAAGCGGCUAAAGGACUCGGAUUCUGUCGUAAGAGAUGCAUGUGUAGAAACAUUUGGUGUCUUGGCUUCAAAAUUGAGCAGUAGCGGUAGAUUCGAGGCUGAUGGGGUUUUUGUGGUGCUAGUGAGGCCGCUUUUUGAAGCCCUGGGUGAGCAGAACAAGCAAGUGCAGUCUGGUUCUGCAAUGUGUUUGUCGCAGGUCAUUGACAAUAUCCACGACCCUCCUCCUAUGGUUUUGCAGAAGAUGUUGGCAAAAACUAACAAGUUGUUGAAGAAUCCCCAUUUCAUGGCAAAGCCGGCAGUCGUUGAGUUAAACAGGAGCAUCAUUCUGGCUGGUGGUACUUUAACGCACAGUUCUUUAACUGCUGCACUCACAAGCAUUCAGGAAUCACUGAAGAGCAGUGACUGGGCAACACGUAAAGCUGCAUGUGCAGCAUUGGGAGAUAUUGCUUCUUGCAGUGCAGCAUGCCUAGGCUCGUAUCGUGCAUCAUGUAUCCGUGGUCUUGAAACAUGUCGGUUCGACAAGGUGAAACCAGUUAGGGACAUAGCUUUGCAGGCCUUGCAGCUUUGGAGAAAUAUUCCUGGGCCUGAUACACCCGAACCUUCUGAAACUGGAUCUUCUAUCAAAGGAACAUCUUAUAGAGAUGACUAUGGUGAUAUUUCUAGUGCCAGUGUCUCAACAUUGAAGGAUAAUACAGCGAUGAGAUAUGGUAGUGAAUUGGCUAAGAAAAGGGUUCCUCUCUCUUCUGGAAAAGCUGGAAGAACUUAUUCCGGGAAAUCUCAGCAUUCCGGAACUACUAACUGGAAAAUUGAAAUUGCAGUUCCAAAGAGUCGUAACAUCUCAGUAGCAGAGAAUCAUAAUGAUGAAUCCGAGGAUAGUUCUCUUAUCAAGAGAUGCGAGAGAAUAAAUUCUGAUGUCAGAGGUUGUAGCAAUAUUGGAUAUGAAUAUGGUGAAGUGGAGGACAAACAAGAAUGCUCGUCUGUUUCUAAUCUUUUCACUGAAUGCAUGAAAUCGGAGGUUGUCAUGACCCAUUCUGAUGGUUUCGAUGAUUCCAGUUUAGUGAAGUCAACUGGAACUAGUCAAAGAUUUGCAGCGGAUGAAGUUAGUAUUGAAGAGCAGAGAUACUUGGCGAAAAUGCAUGACCGUAGAAGCUUAGAUUCAACUAUUACAGAAUCAACUUUGCGCACCACGAAUGAGUGUUGUUCACAAACAGAAAAAGACAUGAUGGUAAUCAAAAAGCACCUUUUGGAGAUUGAAAACAAGCAAUCUAGUUUGGUGGAUAUGCUGAAGGCAUUUACGACUUCAAUGAUGGAUAGUGUGUCAAUGGUUCAGUCAAAGGUCUCAAACCUUGAACUUGUGGUUGACAAAAUGGCACAAGAGCUUGCUAAUGGUGGGAGAUAUUCAGAUACAUCGGCAACUAGACUUCUGAAGAGAAGUCCAAGCAUUGCUUCCCCUAGGCUUUCUACAUGUACUCCAAGGCUGUCUGUCGAUAGCAACAAGCAACUUCCGUUACCAAGUAAACAUGCAGCAGGUCGAGAGGAGAACACAUUUACCAGAAACAGAUCAAACAUCUUUGCGAAACAAAACUCCGACAUGUGGAGUGAUGGCACGCUUAAGCCAAGCAAAAGUUCUCUAGGAAACAGAGCUCCGACAAACUAUUGCCCAGAAAUUUACGAAGAUCAAAUGAGCAAAAAUGGCGUGUUUUAUUCGGUUCCUCCUGCUAAGUCAAGGCUAAAUAAACUGGAGCCUAGGGAUAGCCAGUGGGAAGUUAUGAAAGACUAUUUGUGCGACGGGGAUCUGGACUCGGCAUAUGCUCAAGCUCUGUGUUCGAGGAAUGAACUUCUUUUAUUUGAGCUUCUAGAUAAAACAGGCCCUGUUCUGGAAAGUUUAUCAGACAAGACUGCGAGUGAACUAUUAAGCAACUUGGUCUCACGCUUAAUGGAGCAAAGAUUCGUCAACUCCAUAAUUCCUUGGCUGCAGCAGCUUGUUGGUCUGACUAACAUCCACGGACCGACUUACCUGGUACUCUCCGCAAAAGCAAAGCGAGACCUUCUAUACACAAUCCCGGAAGCCGCUAAGUUGGACGUUUUUAACCCUCCCGAGAGAAAAUGCCUUGCUGAGAUUGCCAAAACCUUACGCCAGUUCUGGGGAAACGGAUCUUGCUAGCCUGGAUGCAAUGAAUCUACUUUACAUGGGGAAAAAAAGAAGAUGAAAAACGAGUAAUUGAUGUCUCGAUUCGAUAAGUGUUUGUCUCCUAAUGCUGGUCUAUAUGACUAACUUCAGUUGUUAAAACUGUUAAAAGAUGAAUCAGUACUGUAUCAGUGUAAUUGUGCACCACCUUUUCUCCUUUCUAUAUUCCCCUUUCAAUUAGAGAACACUCAUUUUUUUUCAAA